Messenger RNA from Ipomoea nil (Japanese morning glory), 552 nucleotides. RefSeq lists its product as uncharacterized. Lineage: Eukaryota; Viridiplantae; Streptophyta; Magnoliopsida; Solanales; Convolvulaceae. Bases 1 to 552 code for a protein of 183 amino acids. The transcript has a single exon. The record is from RefSeq and is a predicted model, not a curated record.
AUGUGUGCCUCAUCCUUUUUUCUUAGCAUCGAGACGGUUCCAGUCCGGGACGGAUUGCUUUUGUCUCAACAGCGGUAUAUGAAGGAUAUUUUGAAGCGUGCGAGUAUGAUUGACUAUAAGUCUCUUCCUACGCCCGUCUCUUUGUCUCAGGUUUAUGAGAGUUCUAAGGUUCCCUAUGCUGAUUCCACGCAGUACCGCAGCCUAGCUGGGGCUCCUCAGUAUCUGACUAUGACACGGCCUGAUAUGUCCUAUGCGGUUAACAGGUUGUGUCAAUACAUGCAUGCGGCGACGACUCUACACUGGAGCAUGCUCAAGCGUGUUCUACGCUACCUGAAAGGUACUCUACACUUUGGUCUGUGUGUUUGUAAGUCUUCAUCUGCUGAGAUUCUUGCCCUUUCAGAUUCGGACUGGGCUGGUUAUUUGAAGGAUCGAAAAUCCACGAGUGAUUUUGCGGUUUUCUUGCGACAAAAUUUGGUGUCUUGGGUGUGUCGUAACCGGCACACGGUAGCUCGUUCCUCGACUGAAGCUGAGUACAAGGCACUGCUGAUGUGA